AUGACGACUUACGCAGAUGACACCGGUUAUGUACUCGAUGUUAGUUUACUAUUCUUUUUAUAUUACACGUUGCAUAUAUACGUAAUAUAUAUUGAUGAAAUAUUAAUUCAAGCUGCAGGAGGGAAUGGUCAGUCACCGAUCGACCUGAUUGAUAAAAUUGCGCGUCCUAUGAGAUUCCCACCGUUAAUUUUAAACGGGCACUGGUUGAAAGAUGGGAAUGCAACUUUGUUCAACAACGGAGUGACAGCGCAGAUUUUUCUGAGCGGCGAUCGAAUCCCGUCGACGGUAUCCGGUGGACCGCUCAUGAAUGAUGAAUACGAAUUUUACGAUGCGCAUUUUCUUUGGGGAGAAGAAGAUUGCAGGGGCGCUGAACAUACGAUCAACGGUACUUGGUUCUCCAUGGAAUGUCACAUGGUGCAUUGGAACCGGAGAUAUUUAACUUUUGAUGAAUGUCUCAAGCACAGAGACGGUUUAUGCAUAUUAGCCUAUCUAUUUCUGGUGCAAUCAGGAUCUUGUCAGUGGAACAAUAUCAAAUUUGAAAGGAUCUCGGAAAAUUUGAAGAACAUUCAGAACGCUGGCUCGGAGACGAAAAUUCCGUCAAAUUCUUUAUCUUGGAUGAGAAUAGCAACAGAAUGCCCGAGUUAUUACACGUAUCAUGGAUCUUACAAUCUUGAUGAUGUUGAUAAUCCAGAAUGCGCUCAGUGGAUCGUGUUUCCAGCCAUUACUCCGAUACGACAUUGCCAAGUUAAUGAAUUUCGAAAGCUGAGGAAUAAAAACGGUGAAUUCAUAAAAUCGAAUCGGAAGAAUAUCCGGUCUCUACGAGGACGAAGGAUAUUUUUAGCAAUCUCGUAACCAAAGACUCAUAUUUUACUUCAGUUUCUAUAAUUUCCA
Messenger RNA from Harpegnathos saltator (Jerdon's jumping ant), 891 nucleotides. Its product is annotated as carbonic anhydrase 3-like. Gene Ontology annotation, molecular function: zinc ion binding; carbonate dehydratase activity. Bases 1 to 852 code for a protein of 283 amino acids. The record is from RefSeq and is a predicted model, not a curated record. The transcript is spliced from 7 exons. Gene Ontology annotation, cellular component: cytoplasm. Lineage: Eukaryota; Metazoa; Arthropoda; Insecta; Hymenoptera; Formicidae.